UUUGAAUUUUCUAGAGAGGACGACUUUCUCUCUCCUCUCUCUCUCUCUCUAAAAAGAAGGGAUUUUUCUAUUUGCUCGCUUCCAGCUUCCUUGAUCAGCAAGCCCCACAGAGGCUGAACUGGUCUUUGCCUUUACAACUUGAUUCUGGUCUCUGCAACUGCUACAAUGGCUUUCCCGUUCUCACCCCCCAUCACACAAGAGAGCUACCGAAUUCUUUUCUUCCUCAGGGGUGAAGAUUAAAGAAGCUGGAACAUUUGUUGGAGAGGUCACUAAAGAUGCAAAAGUGAAUGUUGCUGAUGUGGCAGAACGAGUUGGGUCAAUGUUCAAAAGUCGAUGGGCGAUUCUUCAGCAACCAGCUACAAGACAUGCUGUGCAGGAACGCCUUAUAACUGCUGCUGCAACAACUGGUACAUUGUUUAGGAAGGGCUUAUCAGAGACAAAGGAAAAGGUUUCUGUUGGGAAGAUAAAAGUUGAGGAGGUGGCAAAGAAGACUGCCCAAAAGAGCAAAAGCAUUUUGAGUGAUAUCGAAAGAUGGCAGAAGGGUGUUGCAAGCACCGACGUUUUUGGAGUUCCGAUUGAAGUUAUUGUUCAACGGCAACAAUCUAGUAGGCCCAUUCCUCAAAUUUUGGUCAGAUGUGCAGAUUAUCUCAUAUUAUCAGGACUAAAUACACCAUAUCUAUUUAAAGGCGAGGGAGAUAGAAAAGUCAUUCAACAACUGGUUUCACUGUACAACCAAGAUUCAAAUGCACCAUUACCAGAGGGUGUAAACCCAAUUGACGUAGCGGCUCUAGUCAAAUGUUACCUAGCUACCCUUCCUGAGCCACUAACCACAUUUGAGCUUUAUAAUGAGAUCAAAGGUGCUCGAUCCAGCAUACAUGCGAUAAGAAACAUGCUCAGGAGGCUUCCUACAGUCAACUACACAACCCUAGAAUUUGUCACUGCAUUACUGUUCCGUGUUAGCCAGAAGUCAGUUCUUAACAAGAUGAGCACCCAAAGUCUCGCGAUGGAGAUGGCCCCUGUUAUAAUUUGGCAGAAGGGUAAAACACCGGACCUAUAUAGGAAAUAUUGGAAUCAACUGUCAAAAGGUCCUUCCAGGAAGAACUUGGAUCCUGAGCCUACUUAUACUGCAUGGGACAUGCUUUCUGAUGAAGGUGAUGCUGUAGAUGAUUCCAUCCCCUUGGAUGAUGACGUGCCCAUGGACUUCGGCGCCAUUGAGGUUGUCCAGUGCCUCAUGGAACAUCACAACGCAAUUUUCACAGAUGCUAAUGAAACAAUCUGGAGAUGAUACAAAUUCCUUGGGCAGUCUAACUGACUAACGCUUUGAGACUGAAACCAGAUCUGGCUGAGACGAUGAUUACAAAGUAGAAGAAUUUAUGACCUUUGCCAGUCCUACGAAGGUUCAAAAUUUAUUUCGAGUUGGAGCAUGGUAGACCAUGAAUUGUUUGGUGCAGCUGUGAAAAAAGCUUGGAUUUAAUACUGAAUUGGAUGUUGUGAUUGGUUUUGGCAUUUUUUUCUUACUUUGGGUAGUUAGUAUUAGGAAAAUGUAUUUCAUCACCAUUGAUUAUGUAAAUUUCUUAAUAAGAUCAGUGAACACUGAGUUUAUGGACUCAGGUUGCAGUAUAUUGCACUAGCACAUUGUAUAAAGAAGCGAUUUUCGUCAUGUUCAACAAUUAAACAGAAUAUUUAUUAAACAAGUUCUAAUCUUCA
Messenger RNA from Malus domestica (apple), 1707 nucleotides. RefSeq lists its product as uncharacterized. NCBI's taxonomy places the organism in Eukaryota, Viridiplantae, Streptophyta, Magnoliopsida, Rosales, Rosaceae. Gene Ontology annotation, biological process: signal transduction. The record is from RefSeq and is a predicted model, not a curated record.